UUUGAAAAUGCCAUUUGAGGAUCAAAAGGAAUUUACACAUGAAAACAGAGGAGGUUGUAAAGAACCUCUACAAACCGUGAAAAAGUGUGUCUCCCUUGUGUUCCUUCAAAACAAAGGAAAGAUAGCCACACCUCACAACCCUAUACGCCCACAGAAUUAUAUUCGCUUUGGAUUUAUUUAUUUAUUUAUUUCCGUAAAAUUAUUUUUUCCUUUCUCUCUUUGAUCGCGCAGAGAGAGAGAGAGAGAGGAGCUUCAAAUAAGCAACACCACCAUCGCCAUCCUCAACCGCCCGAUUUGAUGACUCCCACUUUGACAUGUCGCCGGCGUUGAUCACCCAAGCUCCUCCGGCUCACACCCAACAACACUCCAACGGUCAGAUUUCCCACCCUUUCUCGCUUGAUUUUUCUGGGUUUUAUCCUGAGAAUCAAUCUAACAAGCAACGUAACUUUGUCUCUCAACACAUGAACCCUUCUUCUUCGAAUGCCACCGCUGAUAAAGCUCCUGGGUUUUCAACCUCCAAUGAAAAUAAAUCGAAUAUCAGGUUCGAAUCCCCGCCCCUUUCCGUUUCGAGAUCGGGUCCUUCUGGGCUUUCGAGGCCCAGGCUCGGGAAGGUCAAAAGGAGAUUGAAUUCGCAGAACCCGAGACCGCCGGCGAUCCCCGAAACGCAGUCUGGUAUCGGAUACAAUCCGUUUCGAUCUGUUUCGGAGAGUACUAAUACAGUUCCAGCCUCAUCGUCCGGGUCCCAUAUUGGUACAGCGGUUUUAGGUGAAUUUGCUAAGAGUGGCAAUGAGGGGUUUGUUUUUGGAGCGACUAGGAACAACCCGAAUGAAAGUUUAAGUUGGGGUCACGUGGAUUCAACCGGAACAAGUUUUGGAAGAGGAGGAAUUGUUGAAGAUUUUAAGAAUUUGAAAAUUGGGAGUGGCAAUGAGUUUUUGAAUGCUACAGGUGGAUUUUUUGGUUCUUAUACAAGUGGGAUGAGCUCAAGUCCUGCCAUGGGGUCGGAGAGAGGCGGUUUUGUAUUUGGUAGUGGUUAUAAGGAUGCUCAUAGUAGUAUUGAUGAGAGCAUUGUGGCUGAGCUUCCAGAAGAUAUAAGGAAGCUGAACAUUAAAGAUGCUGUGAAUGAGAAAACUCAAAUUGGAAACGCUAAUUUGGGUGCGAAGGAUAAUGUCAGGCUUGGAUCAGAGAGCAGUGACAAUGUGGGUGGUUCCUUUGGCAGAAAUAUAGAAUCAGAACUCCAGAAUGAGCUGAGGAAGUUGAAUAUCAACGAAACCAGGGAGUUUGAUGGAUUUGGAAGCAGUACAAGGGUUGAUCUCCAAAAUCAACUGAAGAAGUUGAAUAUCAAAGAAACUACGGAGCUUGGUGGAUUUGGAAGUAGUACAAAGGUUGAUGAUUCAUUUAGUACACUUCCUGAUGAACAAUUUACCUUUCAGGCAGGACCGCAUGGAAAGAAUGCUAGUGGCUACCAAGCUCCUUCAGACCAAAUGAAAGAUAAUGCCAAAGCGAGUGGAGUUGCUGCUUCAUCAUCUGCUUUUUCAUCCACUGGUACACAUUUUCAAACACUGGGGAAUAAUUUUGAAGUGCCCGCUAUGGAUAGACCUGAUAGGAGGGAUGAAUUUAUCUUCACAGGCAAACAAGCUUGUUUAGGGACACCUUAUGUUGAAUUCAAAACACCAAAUCCCCAAAAAAGCAUAUUUACUGGCUUAAAUGAGAAAGUGGAAUUCAGUGCAAAGAGAGAAAUUAGAGAUACAAGAGCCAAAAAAAAGAGUGGAAAACAGGCACGUCCUACUAAAGUCCAACUGUGGCUUCAGCAAGAUUUUGUUUCUAGAGGAAGCAGUUCCCAAGAAAACCCUGAGGCUUCUGACUCGUAUUCGCCCAUGGAUGUUUCUCCAUAUCAGGAGACAUUGGCUGAUAAUCGUUGUUCUAGAGAAAAUUCUGUGACAUCUGAUGAGUCUUUAGGUGUUGACAACUAUCCAGCAACUGAUUCAACACCAACAGUUUCAGUUGAUGCUGUUGAUGAGGAUCUGACCAUGGAAACUGCCCGCUUGAGCAUAAAUGAAAUUGGUGCAACUUGCAGAGAAACAAAAGAUGAAGGUUUUGAAUGCCCCAUUGAUAAUAGUGUUGGAGCUGAAGGACCUCUGGAGGAGUCUGCUUCUGGGGCCGAAACUGAAAGCUUUAAGUCUGCGACUGAGGAAGUAGACUUUGUAGAAACUGAAGCCAGUUUAAGCUCAAACGUUGAGACACAUUAUAGUGAUGGAAGAGCAGCAUUUGGUUUUGCCACAAAUUCAGAAGAUAUAAAUGGACCUAACUUUACCUUUUCUGCCUCUUCUGCUGCUCAAGGUCAAUCAUCCUCAUCGACCCACCUACACAAAAAGAACAAUCGGCUGAAAGUUGAUCAAGAUACCAGUAAUACCAUUCCAAAUGCUAAGUUUCCAUAUGCAUCGUCCUCUGUACAGUUUAUACCAGUCUCGGGAGCUUCAUUACUUCUAUCACCAGGACGUGGUCAGAGAGGAGAUCAAUCUAAUUUGCUGCACAAAGGGGUGGAUGAAUCUAGCGCUGAUAAAGGACAAGAUAACAAGCAAGAAUCUGUUUCUACUUCUGCUGCAACAGUUGCAGCUCAGGAAGCAUGUGAGAAGUGGCGACUAAGGGGAAACCAAGCUUAUACAGCUGGGGAUCUGUCUAAAGCUGAGGAUUGUUACACGCAGGGGGUGAAUUGUGUUUCUAGAAGUGAAACAUCUAAAAGCUGCCUGAGGGCUUUGAUGCUCUGCUAUAGCAACCGUGCAGCAACUCGUAUUUCACUCGGAAAAAUGAGAGAUGCUCUUGGAGACUGUAUGAUGGCUGCUGAAAUAGAUCCCAACUUUCUCAGGGUGCAAGUCAGAGCUGCCAAUUGUUACCUUGCCCUUGGGGAAGUUGAAGAUGCAUCACAGCAUUUUAAGAAGUGCCUGCGGUCAGGGAGUGAUGUCUGUGUAGACCGGAAAGUUGCUGUUGAAGCCUCUGAUGGCAUACAAAAGGUUCAGAAAGUUUCCGGAUGCAUAAAUCUUUCUACUGAACUUUUUCAAAGGAAAACAUCUACUGAUUUGGAGAAUGUAUUGGGUUUGGUUGCUGAGGCUUUGAUAAUAAGCCCGUACUCAGAAAAAUUACUAGAGAUGAAAGCAGAGGCUCUUUUCAUGAUGCGAAGGUACAAGGAGGUGAUUGAGCUGUGUGAACAGACCCUUGAUUCGGCUGAAAAGAACUCUCUUCCUGUAGAUGCUGAUAACCUAUCUGCUAAUUUGGAUGGCUUCAAAUUCUCAAAGUACUAUUACUUUAGGCUCUGGAGGUGCCGUGUUAGUUUCAAAUCCUAUUUUUUUCUAGGAAGGCUAGAGGAGGGUCUUGCUUCAUUAGAGAAACAAGAUGAAAUGCUUUCUAAGACAUUUAGAAAUGGAAGCCAAAUUCUGGAAUCAUCACUACCACUAGCUGUUACUGUACGUGAGCUCGUACGUCACAAGGUUGCAGGGAAUGAAGCAUUUCAGGCAGGAAGACAUGCAGAAGCUGUUGAAUGUUAUACUGCUGCUUUGUUAUGCAAUGUGGAGUCACGACCUUUUGCAGCUGUUUGUUUUUGCAAUCGUGCUGCCGCAUACAAAGCAUUGGGCCAGAUUACUGAUGCUAUUGCAGAUUGCAGCUUAGCUAUAGCUCUUGAUGGAAAUUAUCUGAAGGCUAUAUCUAGAAGAGACACGCUAUAUGAAAUGAUCAGAGACUAUGGACAAGCAGCUAAUGAUAUUCAGAGACUAGUAUCUCUUCUCGCUAAACAGCUAGAGGAGAAGACCAGUCUGAUAGGAGCACCAGAUAAAUCACUAAAUUUGUCAAAUGAUUUGAGACAAGCUCGUCUGCGGCUUUUUGAAGUAGAAGAAGAAGCUCGAAAAGACAUCCCCUUGGAUAUGUACCUCAUUUUAGGAGUUGAACCAUCCGUUUCAGCAUCAGAAAUUAAAAAGGCCUAUCGUAAAGCUGCACUUAGGCAUCAUCCUGACAAGGCUGGUCAAUUCUUGGCAAGAAGCGACAAUGCUGAUGACAGGCUGUGGAAGGAGAUAGCAGAAGAAGUCCACAAGGAUGCUGACAGACUUUUUAAAAUGAUUGGGGAGGCAUAUACAGUACUUUCAGACCCUACCAAGCGUGCUCGGUAUGAUGCUGAAGAGGAGAUGAGGAAUGCACAAAAGAAACGAAAUGGAAGCAGCACAUCUAGAGCACACACUGAUGUUCAAAAUUACCCAUUUGAAAGAAGCAGCAGUAUGCGCCAAUGGAGAGAGGUCUGGAGAACACACGGUAAUGCAUCCUCUAGAGGGUCAGAAGCCACUCAGUCGAGUAGAUAUCCAUGAAAAAAAUUUUGUAUAGACAUGCCUGAGGACCUUGAAUUUCCAGAUUGACAUUUUGGGCCCAAGGAAGAUGGAUGUAUCAGUAGCAACAUGCAGAAGAAUGUGGCUUCAGUUGGAAAGAUUCACCAAAUUAGUGAUAACCUCCAGCAAGGAUCAAUAGCUUGAAUGAUGGCUUUUAUUCUGUACUGGGAUAUCAGAAAAUCCAGAAACAAAAAAUGGAAAAUGAAGAGGAGACUUUCCAGAAGCUUAAGUGGCAAUACCAUGGUUUGAAAGACAAUCUAGGCUUGAGGGGACCAAAAGAACAUGCCCUUGUAAAUCCACCGGAAAUGUGUACAGAUGAGAUUAGAUAUAGAACAUAACACGCAGCGAGAAAUUAAUUUGAGUAAACAGUAUACAGUCUGCUUGUCCUGGCACACUUGACUGACUGAGAGAACAGCAAUGAGACUGAAGCAAUUUUUCAAUAUGGGUCAGAAGAAAGGAGAGAGAUCAAUUUUGUGUUAUUUAUUUUUUCCAUAAUUUUUUUUAGCACUCAUUGGGUUUGAAAGGAGUGUAUUGCAGUACACAGUUGAGUGUUGAUAGAUAUACAUCGGUUGAGGGAUUUUUUUUAUUGUACAGUUUAUUUGUUGCGUUUCUUUUGCUAAUACUACACUAAAUCAGGGAAAAAAGAAGUGAAGUUUGAAAGAAUCUGUGUAAUUCGUUAAGUUUUCCAUAGAAAGACAUUUGUUGUAUA
Ziziphus jujuba (common jujube) is the source of this 5073-nucleotide messenger RNA. RefSeq lists its product as uncharacterized. The record is from RefSeq and is a predicted model, not a curated record. Lineage: Eukaryota; Viridiplantae; Streptophyta; Magnoliopsida; Rosales; Rhamnaceae. Gene Ontology annotation, molecular function: protein binding.